Lathyrus oleraceus (garden pea) is the source of this 730-nucleotide messenger RNA. RefSeq lists its product as uncharacterized. The transcript has a single exon. Bases 237 to 614 code for a protein of 125 amino acids. NCBI's taxonomy places the organism in Eukaryota, Viridiplantae, Streptophyta, Magnoliopsida, Fabales, Fabaceae. The record is from RefSeq and is a predicted model, not a curated record.
AUUUUAGCGCAAUUUAAACUCCAAGAUAUUUUAUAGAUAAAUCUUAUACAUAUGUUCGAAGAUGCCCCAUCACAAUCAAACAUUCCAGAAACCUAGAGUUGACCGGUUACAAUCAACCGUGACGCGUUUUGGACUUUUCAUAGAAACAAAGUCCGUUCCUUCAUCCAAUACAAAACCAGUCUCUUCUCCGAGGGACACAAAACCCUAUCUCUCUAUCUCUCUCCGCACCAACAACGAUGAAUUCAAUCUACACCUGCGCUGAAUGCAACACCGAUCUCAAUCUCAACUCCACCUACGCUUACCCACCCGACUUCUACUUCGAAUCCGGAAACAAAGACUCUAUUUCCUUCUCCGCAGUCGACGCCACCAAGUUCAAAUUCAAAAAAGAAGAUAAGAUUCGUCCUUUCUUCGAAACACUCGACUAUUGGGGAAUUCAAAGAAAGAGAACUAAAAUCAAGUGUAAUAGCUGUAAUCAUCUCGUUGGUUAUAUAUACGACGAUGGUCCUCCUGUUACUCAUUCUCCUGGUCAGUUUCAUAUGGGUCCUAGUCAAGUUAUUCCUAGAGCUCCUAGAUAUAGGUUUAAAUCCAAAGCAAUUCGAAUCAAUUCAACUUGAAACUUGAAGUGAUACUCAAUUUACAUGUUUUAUGAUUGUGUUAAUAUAUAGAGUUUGUGUAUAGUUGGUGUAAUAUUUCACAUAUUUUGUUGAAAUAAAGGGGUUUGUUCUGUUCA